GCUUACUUCGUUGACAGACACACCAAGAUCCUAAUUACAGACAAGGCACCUUUAGUCUUCUUAACGUCUCGCAUUAACACAUUAGAAGAACAAAGUGUUACAUGUGCCGGUGCGCAAUUAUUAGUCUUCUGUGAAAAAGUUGAAACUCACAGACGUUAAAAAACUGAAAAAAAAGCUGUGAAAAAAAGUGGGUGAAGAACUUACACAAGGAUGUGGUGGUUACUUUAUACAGUACUCAGUGUGCUGGCGGUAUUUGCACAACAGAAAGCUUCGAAAAUGUACCUCCAAUUGGACCAUGAUAAGGCUGUCUAUCUUCAUUCGAUUAUACGGUCGAACCAAUCGGCGAUGCUUGUACUGCGAAAUACCGCGCUCCGUCAUGCGCUUACUGAGCAGAUACUUUUAGAGGUAUUCAUGCUACCUUCUAAACAUAAAGUGACACUCUCUGUGCAGGACAAGAUAAAUAUUCGGUUGGAAACCAAUGGGCCUCAGGGCAAAAGAACCCAGGUGUCCGGACCACAUCGCACGUUUCCCAAAGAAGUCAUCAUCGCAAUCGAUGCAGCGUGUGAUAAACUCAUCAAUAAGGUGGAGCUGUAUUUUGAUUGUGAGUUACAACAUGAGAUGGCCCUUCAUAUACCCUUAUUCAUGGCCGCUCAAAGUGCUCAGGUCUUACGAAUUCUGCGGGAUCGCAGAAUGACGCUGGAAAUAUACGCAAAUGUCACAGAUGUGAAAAUCUUUUCUCACAAAUGCAGGACUUCCCGAAAACUCAACAUGCCUCAACCCUUUCUGUCAGAGUACGACAUACCGGAGCAAGCGGAGUCAAUAAAAAGUGUUCAUUCAACGCAUCACUCCAGAUUUUCUGUGAAGUCCAAUGACAGCCAACAAGCUUUAUGUGCUCCCUCAUUUGGUGUCAGUAAGAUCCUAGAAGGACUACGUUCCGUAAUUGAAGCUCAAACUAGAGCAACCAACCAAAUUCGAAAUGUGCUCGAAAGGUGCAGCAUAUGCGGAGAGAAGCCAAGUUGCAGCGACCGGCCAUGUUUCCCUGGUGUUCAGUGCAUGGAUACUGCAUCUGGACCGCGAUGCGGACCCUGUCCAACAGAGAUGUUAGGUGACGGAAAAGACUGUAAGCCCGCAGUCACUUGCAGCGACGAGCCAUGCUUACCUGGAGUACGGUGUAUAGAUACCUCUACGGGAUACACGUGCAAACCAUGCCCCAUUGGAAUGACCGGUGAUGGUAAAACAUGCCGUUGGGCCAACAAGUGCGCGGAUCAGCCAUGCUAUUCCGGUGUUCAAUGUACGAACAUUGAUGUUCCUCCGGGAUUCAGAUGUGGCCGAUGUCCCGAGGGCUUUACCGGAAACGGAACCCACUGUGAAGAUAUCAACGAAUGUUCCCUUGCUAAUCCGUGUUUCCCAGGAGUUCAAUGUAUUAAUUUGAAGCCUGGGUUCACUUGUGGUCGAUGUCCUCAAGGAUAUACAGGCCGCUCCCUCGAAGGAGUUGGAAUAAACUCUGCUCGCCUCUUCAAACAGCAGUGUUUUGAUAUAAACGAGUGUGACGACGGAAACAAUGGAGGAUGCGUAGAGAACUCUGUCUGUAUAAACGCACAAGGAAGCUUUCGCUGCGGAGAUUGCAUCGAAGGAUUCAGCGGUAAUCAAACAUCGGGCUGCCGGACACGACCAGGACUCUGUCCUGACGGAUCUGAAUGUGACGGAAACGCAGAAUGUUUCAUGAGGAGAGGGCACACAAGAUUCCAGUGUCGCUGUAAAAUCGGCUUUGCUGGCGACGGUAGGCUGUGUGCGCCAGAUACUGAUAUCGAUGGGUGGCCAGACUAUGCUUUACCAUGCUUCGACAAAAGGUGCAAGGCUGAUAACUGCCCAGAUACGCCAAACUCUGGGCAGGAGGAUGCGGAUGGAGACAAUAUUGGAGACGCCUGUGAUCCGGACGCAGAUAAUGACGGAGUAGCAAAUUAUCCUGACAACUGUCCGCUCGUCUCUAAUCCUGAUCAGAGAGAUUCCGACAAAACUGGUAAUGACAAUCUGGGUGACGCAUGCGAUAACUGCCCAACAGUUUAUAAUCCUGAUCAGAUAGACACAGACCACGAUGGCCAGGGCGAUGAGUGCGACAGGGAUGCAGAUGGAGAUGGCAUCCCCAAUCAUGCGGAUAAUUGUCCGCUUACGGUCAAUCCAGAUCAGAGUGAUCAGGAUGGUGAUGGAUUGGGUAAUUCCUGCGAUAACUGCCCUUUUGCGGCAAACCCCAGUCAGGAAGAUCUGGAUCAAGACCUCGUUGGCGACGCCUGCGACAACAAUAUUGACCGGGAUUAUGAUGGAAUUCAGGACAACGUCGACAACUGCCCAGAUGACCCCAACAGUGACCAACUAGAUACAGAUGAAGAUGGACAGGGUGACGUCUGUGACUUCGAUAAGGACGAAGAUGGCAUCAGAGACAACGUGGAUAACUGCCCUUUGGUAUACAACCCGGAUCAAAAGGACACUAACAAUACUGGAGUGGGAGACGCGUGCAAAGGCGAUUUCGAUGGUGAUGGCGUUGGUGAUGACGAUGAUGUAUGCCCUGAUAAUAGACGGAUUUAUGCCACCGACUUUCGAGCUUAUCAAACUGUUGUACUUGAUCCCGAGGGUGAUAGCCAAAACGAUCCGCACUGGAUCAUUUACAAUAAAGGCGCGGAAAUUGUACAGAUUCUUAACUCAGAUCCAGGACUGGCUGUAGGGUAUCAUAAAUUCGGCGGAGUCGACUUCGAGGGGACCUUUUUCGUGGAUACAGCAACAGAUGAUGACUACGUCGGCUUCAUAUUUAGCUACCAGGAUAACCACAAUUUCUACACGGUAAUGUGGAAGAAGAAGAAGCAGAUGUACUGGCACAGCACCCCGUUUCGUGCGACGGCUCAACCCGGCAUUCAGUUAAAACUUGUACAAUCCGAGACUGGCCCAGGAGAGUACCUCAGGAACUCGCUAUGGCAUACCGGUAAUACAACAAACCAGGUCCAGUUGUUAUGGAAAGACCCUCGCAAUGUUGGAUGGAAAGAAAAGGCUGCUUACAGGUGGUUGCUACUUCAUCGCCCCAAUAUAGGCCUUAUACGACUUAGGAUCUUUGAGGGACAGAAUAUGGUUGCUGAUUCAGGAAAUAUUUUUGACGACACCCUUAAAGGAGGCAGGCUAGGAGUGUUCUGUUUUUCUCAGGAGAGCAUAAUCUGGUCCGAUCUUGUGUAUAGGUGUAAUGAAGCGAUUCCCGAGAUAGCUUACCGUGAGCUGCCUUUUGAGCUUCAGAAGCAGGUUUACAUGGACAGUAUAGUCGAUACCAAAAUAUAAGGAAACAAAAAUCUACCUGUAAAUCCAGGGAAACAUCGGGCUCGGAAAAAACUUUCCUUCAUUUCGAUUUACUUAAAUCAAUUAAUCAAACGAUCAAUUUAAAAUACAGAUUCUAACAAUCUUGCUGCAAACACACGCAUUGAGCGAGUUUCCAUAUUUAGCGAGUUUUCAUAUUUAGAUAUCUCCUUGUAAUGUAUGACAAUUACCUAUCUACAUAAGAGUACGGGCGUUUGUGCAGCGCCUUUUUCCUUCUCUAUCCUGCCCUCCAAAAGUAUGUAGAAAAACAAAAUGGAAAGAACCUCUUCUCACAGGUGUCUCCUGCCACUAAAGUUUUUGGUGCUCACAAGUUACCCGUAUCAUCUAAAUGGAACUUCUUGCAGAAUGCGUUGAACAAUAAUGAAUAUAACUACCGGAACAUUUAUUUUUAUAUAUGGUUUAUCUUCAAACGUAGAUGCUGUUGUUGUUGUAGAGACUGGUCAGCGUUAAUCUUUAUUUUAUAGUUUUUUUUUGCUUGGCUUCUAGCACCUACAAAAAAGAGUAUUUUUGCUAUCAUCAUUCAGCUUAUUUUUGAUAGAGCUGUAUUUAAACAAACAUUUAACGCAAAAGAAAAAGAAUAAGACAACAAAACAGAUCAUGCUUUCAGUCUUUACAACGGUCUCGACAAACAAAAUUUUCUAAACAAUGUAAUCAACUAACGUUGAUGGAUCAUUUGAUAUUCGAUACUAUUAAAUGCUAUACUACUACGUUAAACAAUCUACAACAUAUAAUUUUAUUUCAAAUUAUGUUAAAAUAUUAUAACUUCUCCAACACUAACCAGAACAACUGAAUAUGAAGGCAAAAGAAAAAGAGGUAAGAGCAAAUUCUUCAAUAGUAAGGACGUGCAGAUCAGGCACUCCAACGUUGUCGAACAUCAGGCUAUACGUUCAGCGAGCUUGAUAGACGAAGUUGAUAAGCGCGUUACUCAACUUAUUGUCGUACUCCCUUCCAAUGUCUGUCUCGCGCACCCGUGCAGCGCACUCCAGUUACCCACUGGCAACGAAGUCCAUCGUUGUCCAGCUUCACAAACGUGCCAUCUUAACGCUUAAUGUUCCAACAACCAAACAAGCCUUCGCUGUUCUUUCCCCAGCACCGAUUUUACUGUUGAUAUGAAUAAAGACACGAUCUGCUGUCAUGAACGUUGAACUCAGACGUAUUUUCCCAUAGAGAUCUCGCCUUUGAUCAUUGCUACAAACCAACAAAGAAGCUUAUUCUGUUAAUGUCGAAAUCCAUUCAUUAACAAAACACAGGCGCGGAGCGAAGCCCAUGUGUAUGUUUGUUGGGAAAAUAAGGAGAAGGGAGAUAUAAUAAAAAUAGUUUCUUGAAAAUUUCCAAAAAUAACUUACACAAAUAAAUAUGGAUAUGGCAUUAAAAUGCCGUUUUAUAUUCUAGCUUCUUAUACUAAAUAUCGCAAAGAGCCGAUGGCUGAUACCGUCGUGAGUUCAACAAUCAUGCUGCUACUACAAAGAAAAGGAAAAAAACGGCACUGGUUACAUUUUAAAAGACACUGAGUAAUCGAAAAUGUAAUGUAGAGCCUAUGAUGAUGAGUAAGAGCAACUACAUACUGACUUAUACAAAAAUAAAUG
Molecule: messenger RNA, 4940 nt
Organism: Varroa destructor (honeybee mite)
Lineage: Eukaryota; Metazoa; Arthropoda; Arachnida; Mesostigmata; Varroidae
Gene: Tsp
Product: Thrombospondin
Biological process (GO): cell adhesion
Cellular component (GO): extracellular region
Molecular function (GO): calcium ion binding
Source: RefSeq, a predicted model, not a curated record